AUGGGUAGCAUAAGUUACAACAACAACAUAAAAAGAGGGUAACUUGUUAAAUGCAAGUUUUAAUUGCAUCCAACCAUUUAUUUAAAAAAAAUCGAUUAUUUUACAGGUAACUGCUUGUUUUAAUGUGGAUAAACAUGCAAUUAUAUAAGCAUAGAGGAUUAUUCUUAACUUCCCAUUUAAACAUAUCAAAGGCUAUUUGAAAGAUUGUUCUCUAAGGAUGGGGACUAUUUUUAUAAAUUAAGAAAUAAAAUUUGUUGUAAAACUUACAACAUGAGGAUAGUUUUAUAAAAAAAUGCACCUUCAAGAAAACAAAUGAAGUCUGCCUUAGCACUUUUAGAUCGGUUAAAUCUGUAUGGUUAAGGAUAGGAUAUAAACAAAAAGGAAAAACUUUAAAAAGAGGUCUUUAAUUAGAAAGAUUUAUAGCACAUCUAGGUCAGCUAAUAGAAAUAAGCUAAAUAUAGAUAAAUUCAUAAUCAAGAAAAAAAAACACUUUUUGACAUUAUAAAUUCAUCAAUAUAACUAUGUAAGUCCUGUUUUGAGGAACUAACUUAGACAGAGAAUUUAAAUUUUACCUUAUAAGAAAACGAUUUGAAGAUAUUUCAACAUUUAAAUAAAAUCAAAUUUUAUUCGAAUGCAAAUCUAUUGUUAUUUCAUUUAAAUCAAAUCCCUAUGAAAAGUAAAAACUAUUCCCUUAAUCAAUUCAAUGAAUUUUUAGGAAUUGCUUUAAAUAAAAAUUAAACACAAAAUGAAUUAACAGUUCAAUAAAAACCAAAAGGAUUCUUAACUCUAAUACAUUCUAAAGAAUAAAUUCAAAACGCAUAAUGUCAAAAAUAAGGGUUAGCAAAUUAAUAAUAAUAAUAGAAACCCUAAAAAUUUAUUUAGAAAAAAUAAAAACAAUAAAGUAAUUUUAAAAAUAAAAAUUUGAUAAACCCUGAGACCUUCACAUUUUAACAAUUUUAGGUUGGCCCUCUUGUUAUCACUAUUAAAGAUUUAGGUUAAAGUAGAGACAUAAUUGACUUUAUAUAUUAGUAUCAUAUGGUUGUGCAUAAUAGACCAAAUACUGAUGAGGAAAUCAUAAAAUUAUAUUGUAGAAAUUACUUAAAUACUCAAACAGUUUUAGAGGAUUUCAAACAAAAUAUUAAAAUAAAAUUAGGCCAAAGAUGUAUGGAGUAUAGAUUAAAUGGUAAACUAAUUGCAUUGGGGACUAUUAUAUUAACUUAAGAGUAUUUUGUUUCGGAAUAUUUUUUCUAUCUUCCUGAGUUGAAAAACUUUAAUUUUGGAGUGUUUUCAAUUUUAGUUGAAAUUGAGUAUGCAAAGCAGAUAUAAAAAUAUUUCCCAAAAUUCAAAUAUCACACUCUUGGCUAUACUUCAUUUAGAACAAAAAAAAUGGAAUAUAAACUGCAAUUCAGUGGCACUGAAAUUCAAUGUCCAGAUACAUAUAUUUGGACUGAGUACAAUGAUUAGGUUAAAGCCAAAAUGAUAAGCUAAGAUUUUAAAAUCGAUACUCCAAUUCAAGUAGCACCAUUAGACUUCUCAAAAGUCACAGUUUAACUAUAUGAUGUGAAUGUAAAAGCAAACCUCGUGUGCGAUGAUUAAAACUAGGAUGAAAUCUCGAAAUAUUUUUUAUUCUAUGCCAAUGAAUUAGGAAAUGAACUUAUGUAUGAUUUCAGAUUUAUCUAUAAUGAGGAAAUAUUUUAGCUUUGA
Paramecium tetraurelia is the source of this 1704-nucleotide messenger RNA. RefSeq lists its product as uncharacterized. Gene Ontology annotation, cellular component: cytoplasm. The record is from RefSeq and is a predicted model, not a curated record. NCBI's taxonomy places the organism in Eukaryota, Ciliophora, Oligohymenophorea, Peniculida, Parameciidae. The transcript has 2 exons. Gene Ontology annotation, biological process: protein arginylation. Gene Ontology annotation, molecular function: arginyl-tRNA--protein transferase activity.